UCUGAUUGAAGUCUUUGGAUAACUACCGUAUUAGGUAAUACUUAGAUAAUAACACUCAGGACAAAUAUAGUUAUAAGGUCAAUGCAAAACAUCCGAAUGCAAUUAUGUAAAGAAUGAAUCAAACUAGAAGGAAUAAAACAAAAGAGAGUGAUUCCAUGCGUGUUUAAUGAGAAGUGGUUGUUUGGAAACUGGCUGAUGUUCGGCAAAGCGGUAAAUCACCUGUACGGUUGUUUUCACGUUAACAACGGUAAAGCUCUGAAAAUAAACGUACAAGUAUGGGAGAAAUUUCAAAAGGAAAUUUAACCAUGAGCAAUCUCAACACUGAAGGAUAUAAUAAGAUGGAUCCAAAUAUUCAGAAAUUUUUCAGCACAGAAAAUCAUGGAGAUUUCAUCCUUAAAGGAUUGCAGCUUAAUUUUCCUGCAGGUGUUGUGCUGUCGAUGUUGUUCGUUCUGGUGUUAGUGAUGUUGCAUGAAGGAUUUACCUAUUGGAUUCAACACAAAUUGGAAAUCAUCCGUAGUCUAAAGACUUUCAGAUCAAAGAAUGACCAACAGGCGGCUGAAAGUCGUUUUCAUUUAAUUGCUACAAUGAACAAACUGUUGACAAGCGCCCUCUUUUAUCUUAUGGUGCUAUGUCUCGUGUCAAGAAACAUUUGGAUUCUUGUUUCCGCUAUUUUGGGCAAAGGUGUUGGAUAUCUUCUCCUCCGGCCAUUCGUGUCGGCGUACGGUCAUGUGGGUUUCGAAAAGUCCAUAGAGCGACGUACGUACAUUGAAAUGGGACAUGUUAAUGGAACUGUGUCCGGAAACAAUGAAGAAUUAAUAUGUCCACUCAUAGAGGCUUCGUGUUAAGAGUCUCUAACUAACGUUUAAUAUGAUGUCUAUAUCUUUCCAUAGUGUGACUCUGAUCUGAAAACUGCUAAGCUCAUUGUAUUGUGUGUAAAAUAUACAUACAAUGGAUUUUAAUCCUUAGUGAACAUUUUCGUUGACCGUCCAAGGCCAAAACCCCACCAUUCAUUAAUGCCUGUACCUUGACCGUCUACGGCGUGUCUGUGUUAAUUUUGUACAUUAUGUGUCGCACCUUUAGUAUAAGUCAAGCCCUUGUCUUACGCCCUUUAACGGUUUAUUCGUGAAAUCUUUUGCUACUAGGUUUCUCUCUGUAGUUUUAUUGUUUAACAAUAUGUUCACGCAACACUUACUACGUAUAAGUAAAACAUAAUACAAGACUCAUUUUGAUGCAAAGCAUCAAAGACGUCGCAAAUGUUGUUGAAACAAGACUAAAAGGAAGAAGAUGCAGUAUAGAAGCUUACCAUCACUGUCCUGUGAUACCUGGAUUUUAUUAGAUGACAAAUCUCGGUAUCAAUGACCCGCUAUUUAUUGCCUAUUCGUAUGAGUAUCGGAUAUAGAUUUCUAUUUGCAGUUUUUUAUUACAAUAAGAUUAUCUUAGUGUCAUCUCUCAUAAUUCAUGUAAAAUGGUGAUAUGAAAAAAUACCUCAUUGAAGUAUAUUAAGAGUAAUAAACGUAUCAAAGGAACUUUGAAAUGCAAUUUACAAUUUCAA
Mya arenaria is the source of this 1552-nucleotide messenger RNA. RefSeq names its product probable low affinity copper uptake protein 2. Gene Ontology annotation, molecular function: copper ion transmembrane transporter activity. Lineage: Eukaryota; Metazoa; Mollusca; Bivalvia; Myida; Myidae. Gene Ontology annotation, cellular component: membrane. The record is from RefSeq and is a predicted model, not a curated record. The transcript has 4 exons. The coding region runs from base 276 to 845 and encodes 189 amino acids. Gene Ontology annotation, biological process: copper ion transmembrane transport.